Cuscuta campestris is the source of this 1311-nucleotide messenger RNA. The record is from the annotation of a GenBank genome assembly. Lineage: Eukaryota; Viridiplantae; Streptophyta; Magnoliopsida; Solanales; Convolvulaceae.
UUUAAACGAAUGCAUAUGCGGAUCGGAUUUUAAGCGGAUCGGAUAUACAAUUACCAAAUCCAUAUCCGUUUAGUAAUCGGAUAUCCUUAAUCGGAUACGGAUAAUAUUCGUUUAAAACGGAUACAGAUAUUUCCUUUUUAAACGGAUACGGAUGCGGACUGUAAUCGGAUUUUCGGCUAUCUUUUAAGGCCCUACAUAAGAGUGAGGAAUCGCGCAAUCGGUAGAAUCGGAUCGGAGGAAAAUUGGGAGGGAGAGAAUGAGGCUGCGGUACGCAAUGGUGUGCUCAUCGAAUCAGAAUCGGAGCAUGGAGGCCCAUUGCCUGCUCAAGAGGGAGGGUUUCGACGUCUCCUCCUACGGCACUGGUCAGCACGUUAAGCUCCCUGGUCCUUCCCUCAGAGAACCCAACGUCUAUGACUUCGGCACCCCCUAUAAGCUCAUGUUCGAUGAACUCCGCCGCAAAGACCCCGAACUGUACAAGAGGAAUGGGAUUCUGCCGAUGCUCAAAAGGAAUUUGGGCGUGAAGCAUGCCCCUCAACGCUGGCAGGACAAUGCUGAUGAUGGGCCUUUCGAUGUAGUGAUUUCGUUUGAAGAGAAGGUUUUCGAUAUGGUGAUUGAAGAUCUCCAUAACCGUGAUCAACCUCUCAAGAAGCCUGUUCUAGCAAUCAACUUGGAAGUAAAAGACAACCACGAGGAGGCAGCAAUAGGAGGGCGCCUUGCUUUAACAUUGUGCCAGGAGAUUGAAGCUGUUGAAUGUUGGGAGGACGCAAUUGAUAAUAUCAUCAACAAUUUUGAGAGAAAGAAUCGUAGGAAGCUCCUCUAUAGCAUCUCAUAUUAUUGACACCAAUGAUGUACAGCAACCAACAUUCAUGUCUCAAGCAUUACGCCGUGAUGUUAUGCCCAUUCACGAAGUAGGUCCCGUCGACGCUGUCCACAAAGCGAUGCUUAUAAGGACUGCAAAAAGAGUAAGCUGCCCAUCAAUCGUCUGGAGGAUGGGUGGAUGGUUCUUGGUCCGUGAAAAAGAAAAGUGCUGAUUGAAUUUCUAAAACUGCGAAGCUCGUGUAAAACGUCUUGGGCGCGUUUGUUGUGCAUGUGGCAUAUUGAUUACACAGUCAAUGCUUGUGCUAACUCCAUCCCUUUUCUACUCAGAGGUUGCUUGGGAAUAAUUUUUGAGCUUUUACUUCUCCAAAAUAGAGUUUUGAGUCUUUGACAAUCUUGUAUUCUUGUUAAGUUUAUGGAUCCUGGCUCAAGAAGUGUAACUUACGUGCUUAAAGUGGCGUUCUGCAAACUUAGGAAUAACUGUUUUCCGCUGUU